Gopherus flavomarginatus (Mexican gopher tortoise) is the source of this 5339-nucleotide messenger RNA. It is a transcript of the gene SAMD4A, whose product is annotated as sterile alpha motif domain containing 4A. Gene Ontology annotation, biological process: regulation of mRNA stability; negative regulation of translation; nuclear-transcribed mRNA poly(A) tail shortening. The transcript is spliced from 14 exons. Lineage: Eukaryota; Metazoa; Chordata; Testudines; Testudinidae. Bases 610 to 2820 code for a protein of 736 amino acids. Gene Ontology annotation, molecular function: mRNA binding; protein binding; translation repressor activity. The record is from RefSeq and is a predicted model, not a curated record. Gene Ontology annotation, cellular component: P-body.
CUGCUUAGGGCCUCAAUCCAAAGGGGCUGGCUUGAGAUGCUUGAUUGCUGUAGAUGGAGCUGCAGCAACUCGGCUACUUCCCGGGGAGGAGGAGGAGGAGGAGGAGGUGGAGAGGAAGGCACCAGAGCUGCUCCUGCUUUGCAUUAGAGCUUUAUAGCCGCAAUUUGUGAACAUUUGCUUUGGGAGGAAUGCGGGUGUGGAUGGUCCAGUUUGCCACCCAGGGGAGGAGAGAGCUGGCGACGCUAGGCUAAAAUAACCUGAGGGGAAAGAAGAAGAAGCUAUACAUCCACUCCUGUGCCUUGUUGAGAUAUAUAUAUAUAUGUGUGUGUGUAUAUAUAAUAUACAAUUUCCCAACCCUAUUUCCCUGUGCCACUUUGUGUCAUCAUCUUUGGGGAAUUUAACAAGAAGCCAUCAGGACACUGAACUGAAGAUAGAAAGAGAAGGAGAGAAACCAGACCCACAUCUGAGCUGACGGCUGUGUCCAAAAAUCCAUCUGAUUAAUAAAUAAAAUCGUGAGACAGACACGGGGAAAAGAACUUUGGAGGGAAUUUUUUCCCCUGCAGAGGCUUUUUUUUUUUUCUCCCUCCACUCCCCCACCCCAAUCUAAUCAUGAUGUUUCGAGAUCAGGUUGGAGUGCUGGCUGGUUGGUUUAAAGGCUGGAAUGAAUGCGAGCAGACUGUUGCUUUGCUCUCCUUGUUGAAGCGGGUGAGUCGAACCCAAGCCCGUUUCCUCCAGCUCUGCCUGGAGCAUUCAUUGGCAGAUUGCACUGAGCUGCACAUUCUUGAAGGGGAAGCCAACAACCCUGGAAUCAUUAACCAAUGGCAACAGGAAUCCAAGGAUAAAGUGAUCUCCCUCUUGUUAACCCAUCUGCCUUUAUUGAAACCAGGAAACAUUGAAGCAAAAGUGGAAUACAUGAAACUGUUGCCUAAAAUCCUCGCUCAUUCAAUUGAACACAACCAACACAUAGAAGAGAGCAGGCAGCUUUUGUCCUAUGCCUUGAUCCAUCCUGCCACUUCACUGGAAGACAGGAGCGCUCUGGCCAUGUGGCUCAAUCACUUAGAGGAUCGCACAUCGGGUAGUUUUGGCAGCCAAAACAGAGGUCGGUCUGAUUCUGUGGAUUAUGGACAGACACAUUACUAUCACCAAAGACAGAACUCUGAUGACAAGCUGAACGGGUGGCAGAACUCUCGAGAUUCUGGGAUAUGCGUCAGUGCUUCCAGCUGGCAGGACAAAAACCUGGGGUGUGAGAACGGCCAUUUGCCCCUCUACUCUUCUUCUUCUGUCCCAACUACUAUCAAUACUAUCGGAACUAAUACAAGCACAAUUCUCUCAGGCCAGACACACCACAGCCCUUUGAAACGAUCUGUGUCCCUUACCCCACCCAUGAAUGUGCCAAACCAGCCUCUAGGACAUGGAUGGAUGUCUCAUGAGGAUUUACGAGCUAGAGGACCCCAGUGCAUCCCCUCCGAUCACGCCCCCCUGUCUCCACAGAGCAGUGUAGCCUCUUCGGGAAGUGGUGGGAGUGAACAUUUAGAAGAUCAGCCUUCUGCUCGUAACACAUUCCAGGAAGAAGGGAGUGGUAUGAAAGAUGUUCCUGCCUGGCUGAAGAGUCUCCGCCUGCACAAGUAUGCAGCUCUUUUCUCCCAGAUGACGUACGAAGAAAUGAUGGCACUUACCGAAUGCCAACUCGAGGCACAAAAUGUUACCAAAGGUGCAAGACACAAAAUAGUCAUCAGUAUCCAAAAGCUGAAAGAGAGACAGAAUCUUCUCAAGUCUUUAGAAAGGGACAUCCUGGAAGGUGGCAACCUGCGCAUCCCACUGCAGGAGCUACACCAAAUGAUCCUCACCCCGAUCAAAGCCUACUGCUCCCAGAACUCAAACACAGAUGAGCAGAGCCGGGACCUGGAUUCCGACCACCUGCCUUCUCUGAUCGGCUCGGACAGCCAAGGGUCUGACUGCAAGGACUCUGCCUCUGGGUGCAUACAGCAGCACCACUUGCCUGGCUGCGAGAGCGAGUCUGGAGGGGCACCUUUGCCCGAAGGGGAUCUUCCUGGGCAGUUCACAAGAGUCAUGGGGAAAGUAUGUACACAACUUUUAGUUUCCAGACCUGAUGAGGAGAAUAUAAGUUCCUAUUUACAGCUCAUAGACAAAUGUCUAAUUCAUGAGGCAUUUACAGAGACACAGAAGAAAAGAUUGUUGUCAUGGAAACAGCAGGUGCAAAAACUCUUCAGGUCUUUCCCUCGGAAAUCCCUUCUAGACAUAUCAGGAUAUCGGCAGCAAAGAAAUCGAGGCUUUGGCCAGUCAAACUCCUUACCAACAGCUGGAUCUGUCGGUGCAGGAAUGGGCAGACGGAACCCACGCCAGUUCCAGAUUCCCUCACGGAAUCUCCCCCCCACCCGGCUGGGUCUGCUGGGCCCCAGUGGACUCCUAGGUGCUGCACAACGCAGCGCAGCUGCCAACCCAACCAUCUUGAAACAAGGAAGACAGAAUCUUUGGUUCGCAAACCCCGGGGGUAGUAACAGCAUGCCAAGCCGGACCCAUAGCUCAGUGCAGAGGACGCGUUCCCUGCCUGUCCACACAUCCCCACAGACCAUGCUGAUGUUUCAGCAGCCAGAGUUCCAGGUAGCAGUGACAGAACCUGACAUCAACAACAGGCUGGAGUCCUUGUGCCUGAGUAUGACCGAACAUGCCCUGGGGGAGAGCUGUGCAUGGAGCGUCAUAGGCACUGUGGAUUUCAUUGGCGGGAGCAGGCAUGAUAAGCCCACGCACACCUCUCAGCGCUUUCUGACUGACGGCGUUGAUAGAACCUCUACGAUAUAGAAGAUGAAUGUGUACCGGUGACAGCGCUGGCCGUGAGAAUGACUGCUGCAGGUCCAGUGGCAACAGUCUCCAGACGUGCACAGGAUUCUCAAAGAGAUUUUGCAUUCGCUCUUUUUCCCUCUUGCUCUCAUUUUAAUUUUGUGAAUGUGUAGAUUGUCCUUGUGAACAUAUCAUUAGAAUCGGACUUUGUUUUGUCAUUUAUUACACAUCCUCUCUAGAGGGAAAGUGUGGGGGAAAGGCAAAGUGCUGAUAAAUGAGGUGUUAAUCUCCAGCUGGGGAGGAUGGAGAGCACCAGGCAAACCCUGUUUCUGAAGGAGGAAAUUAACAAAUAUCACAUGUGUGACCAAAAAACGAGGGGGUAACUUAUUGUUCAAAGUUUACAACUCUUGUAUUUCACUGGAGCUCAAACAUCUACUGGAGCUGCAGUGCAGUCAAAAAGGAAAGUAAAAACCAACAACAACCACCAAACAUCCUUUCAACCAAAUUUAAAACAACUAAAUUUCAAUUUGUAUAUUGUUUACAUAAGAGCAGAUAUAAAGGGUACAUAAGUGUGUAAAAAUGUCUGGUAAGCCUUUGUCUCAUAUUCCUGUUGUAAAGGAUAUUUUUGUUUUACUUCUGCUAAUAGCAGCAGGUUUGCAUUUUACAUAGCAACCAAGCUAUGCUUCUAGGGGCAGGCCUUGGAUUUUCAUCUUAUCAGCUGGGAUGGCGAGGACAUCAGAGAAGAGAGGAGGGAUGUCGUGGAGUGGGCGGGACUAUAUGUGAUUGGGCAUGGAGAUCAAGUGGGAUCAGUUUCUUGUUUCUUGUCUUGUGUAUGUGAAUACCUAAAAGAUGCUGCAUCGUGGCUUUUACAGACCUGCCACUACAUCCCAGACUGACUUGAUCAUUUUCAGAACUAGCUACAGUUUGCCAGCUAAACUACAGGGGGUGGAGGGCUGGGCCUAUUCUUGCCCUGGGAGGUAACAAGUUGAUGUGCGGAGGUAGAGAAGGAUUAAAGGGGAAAGCAUGGGCUUCCUGUGCUAAGGGACCAUGCGGGAGAGCAGCAAAAUGUAAGCAGUGCUGGACUGCAGCUCUCAGUAUGAAUAGUGAAUACGCUCUAUUCAGUGUUUAUACUGGCUCACAAACACUGCUGCCUUUUUCUUGGUCCUGACAGAUAAUGAGCGGGCAUGUGGCCAGAGAGUAAUAAGCAGGCUAAACUGGACAAUAAAUGUAAGGGAAGGAAGGUCAACAUGUGGGUGGAUUAAAGAGUUAAGAGCCAGUCGUUUGGAUGCACAUCUAUCUCUGUGCUGAUGUCAUCCCAGAACUGUAACUAUCACACCUUGCUUUUUAUAACUUAGUUAAGGGUGGCCCUGGUUCAUUUCAUACAUGAAUUUGAUAUAACUUUGAACCAGCAAGUGUUUAAACUGAGAUCUGAGUCCAGAAUCAAGUCUCAUUUACACCAGCCUACAUCCAUAGUUGUUCCACUGAAUUCAGUGGGUUAACUCCAGAUUUACACCCAAAUGAAAACAGAAUCUUCACCUAACAUUUCAGUAACACAUGGUUAUUGAAUCCCCAUUGCUUGCUUGACACACAGAGGGCCUGGUUCUUUUCCUUUUUUUCUUUUUUUUACUUAGACCAAUUUUACCCCAGUGCAUCUCCAUUGGCUUUAGUGAAGUUAAUCCGGAUUCACCCUGGUGUAAGUAAGAAAUGAUUUGGUGCGUGCAAUUUUUCUUUAUUAUAUAAAGAAAAGUAAUAUUGAUGCAUACCAUGGCUAUGUGAAUCUGUACAAUACUUCAGAAAUCAGUUCUGUCGGUUAACGUUGUUUGGGUGGUUGACAUUCUCUGAAAGUAGUUACGGAAUUGCUCCAAGCAGCAAAUAUUUUCAGUGCCAAACAUUCAACGUGACUAUUUUAAAAGGGGGGACUAAGGGCUAAACUGCAGCUUCAAAGAGGUGUUCUUACAUGUACUAUAAGGUUUGUAAAUCCAAUUUAGAUGCAGCAUUUUUACUUAACUUUAUAAAAACAAAAAGUGCCAAAAUGCAAUUUUUCAUGCUGAUUGACAUAAAGUUGAUAUUUCUUGGUUUCCUGUUUAUCAGAAUGCAUGAUACAAUGUAACUGAGCAUGAUUUGGUGGAGUAAUAAGGGAAGACGAUAGGAGGGGACUUUGGAAUGUGUUAGAAGGAGCUUAAAACAAAGUUAAUGAAGAGGAUAAUGAACUGCAGUAUUACACAGCUUGGAUAGGAAAUGAGAAGGUAUUCAAAUCUGAGUUGCAUCUUGAGCAUUCAUAGCUAUGUACAAUGUGCAGCUUCAGAAAAUGACUUGUGAACACAAUCACCUUAGCAUGAAUCUUUUGAAAGGAAGACAAAGUAUUUACAAAUCUGAAAUUCUAUUUAUUCCUUUGCUGAAUAUAGAAACAGAGGUUAUCUGAUUAUUAGAUAUAUUAUUUUGGAUAUAUUACUUAUUAACUUGCUAUGGCUGGUAACCAUGAUAAUGUCUGUUAUUAACAACCACAUAAUUCAAUUUUUCUUUUCUGUUCUUUUCCUUUC